CCUGCACACCCAUGGCGGCCGCAACACACCAGUACGGCGACCUCGCGACCCAGCUGCUCGUCGAGUCCCGCCGGUCCACGGCCACAGACACGCUCCUCAAGUACAACGACGUCCUCGUCCGCUCCAUCGUCCGCGAGCAGCGCCAGCUCGAGGCCCUCCUCCAGGCAGCCCUCGCCGCCCACCCCGACGAGGUCGCCCCCAACCCCCUCCUCCCCACCAUCCUCCUCUACCAGACCGCCAUCAACCGCAACAAGCGCUGCCUCCUCGCCUACCACGCCCACCGCAUCGACCGCCUCAAGGACCUCUACUGGUCCGUCGGCGGCGCCCUCCCCCUCUUGCUGUCCAUGCCCUCCGCCGCGCCCGCCCACGCGAACGCGGACGGCCAGGGAAACGCCGCUGCCGCCCCGGCGGACGUCCGCUCCAAGCUGUCCCCCCACGAAGUCGACUUCCUCCGCUCCUACAACACCUCCAUCCUCACCCUCCGCACGGAGGCGUUCUCGUCGGCAGCCUCGAUGAGCCAGGACGACGCCGGCGCGCUCACCGAGGACGUCGACCUCAUGGCCCCCGUCGUCAAACCGCCCAAGGACCUGCACGUCCUCGUCCGCGUCGUCCGCGACUGCGGGGUCGUCCAUACCGAGCAGGGCGCGAUUGAUUUCCGAAGGGGCCACCGCUUCUUGGUGCGGCGCGCUGACGUCGAACAUCUCAUUGUGCAAGGCUUUCUCGAGGAGGUGUAGAUAUUCGGCCCUUCAGACCACCCUGCGCAUCCCCGCGACGCGCCCUCACGCGGACAUCCUUCACGGAGCGUGCACACGGGCUCGAUGCGGCCAGGCUCGCCCUUCACGCAGUACUGCAAAGGUCUAAGCAACCCCGCGGUGGCCCGCUCGCUCGUCGUGCAUGCACCUCACACAUCUCUGGUGCAUCGACAGUCAACAUGGCCGCUCCGCAGCAUAUGUGUACAACAUGUCUCAGAGGAGCAUUUCGUCUGCAGGCCAUCGACAGACUUCGGUGAUAGCCACCACAAG
Messenger RNA from Rhodofomes roseus, 1022 nucleotides. Its product is annotated as GINS complex Psf1 component. Gene Ontology annotation, biological process: DNA replication; DNA strand elongation involved in mitotic DNA replication. NCBI's taxonomy places the organism in Eukaryota, Fungi, Basidiomycota, Agaricomycetes, Polyporales, Fomitopsidaceae. Gene Ontology annotation, cellular component: GINS complex. The record is from RefSeq and is a predicted model, not a curated record. The transcript has 2 exons. The coding region runs from base 12 to 734 and encodes 240 amino acids.